This is a messenger RNA of Lotus japonicus, 2572 nucleotides long. Its product is annotated as protein JINGUBANG-like. The record is from RefSeq and is a predicted model, not a curated record. The transcript is spliced from 3 exons. Bases 413 to 1726 code for a protein of 437 amino acids. Lineage: Eukaryota; Viridiplantae; Streptophyta; Magnoliopsida; Fabales; Fabaceae. Gene Ontology annotation, molecular function: protein binding.
GAUAACCUUCCAUGUGAUGGGUAAACCUUCCUCUUAUGAUGUUCAUAUGUUUAUAUCUAAAAUUUCAACUUAAUUUUGUUACACAUGAUAGUGUUAAUUUUCUCAUGAACAUCCCAACAUAACUUUCCAAUGUUCUUAAACAUGUUUCAACUCCAUAUUGACUAAACUUGCAACUAAUGCUGAAUCUAACAACAUCACUGUGAAUGCACCAAAACUCUUUAUUUCCUUAAUGAAUAACUGUCCCCUAUAUAUACUAUUGCAACUAUUGCAAUAAACCAAGUUACAACAAACAUCUACCACAACUUUAGCCUUUAGUUUCUAACCCCAUUACACCAACUUCAUUCAAAACUCACUUCUAGUCAUAACAUUAACACCACAUCAUCACACCACAACAUCUUUCUUUUGAUGAUCAAUGGACUCUUCUAACUCACCUGAUCCCACCCCAUCUUUUGCUUUUAGAUCCACAACUCAGAACAACUUCUUGAGAAGCCGUUCCACAAAAGAAACCCCUUACUCAAACUUUCUCCAUUCCCCACCUCGCCUCUCUUGUCCUACUCUCUCUCGCAGCCUUCAAAGUUCUCCUCUUCAUCCCCAUCAUCACACUGCCACCACCACCAAAGUUUCUUCUGAUAGUCUUUCUGACCCUCAAACAACCUACCACUGUGCCUCUUCUGUGCUCAGAAACGAUGGUCAGGUUCUGUCCAUAGCAUUGUCAUCAAAUAAUGGAUUUGUCUACACUGGCUCUGACUCCAAUCUUGUGAGGGUAUGGAAGCUCCCUGAGUUCACUGAAUUUGGACAAUUGAGGACUAAAGCUUGCAGGGUGGUGGCAUUGGAAGUGUCCAAUGACACUGUUUAUGCAGCCUAUGGUGAUGGCAAGAUUCGGACGUGGACAAGAACUUGGGAUAAGGUGUUGAAGCAUGUGAGGUUGGCUACCAUCCCAAAGAAAGUUGGCUAUGUAAGGAGCUAUAUUGGUGGAAAAGACAAGGCUAUGAAGCAUAAGGGGCUGAUCACAUCAAUGGCAAUUAACACAGCAGAGGACAUUCUAUACACAGCUUCCCUAGACAAGACAGUGAAAGUGUGGCGAAUCUCAGACCUGAAGUGCACAGAGACAAUCAAAGCUCACACUGAGCCAAUCAAUGCCAUCAUAGCAGCAGAUGAUGGAGUUCUCUACACUGCCUCAGAUGAUGCCACAGUUAGAGUUUGGCGCAGAAACUUCUGCAGCCAUGACCAACCACACUCACUUACAGUGACCCUGCAUGCCAAAUAUUCUCCUGUGAAGGCCUUGACACUGACCCCAGAUGGAGGAGGGGUUUUGUAUGGUGGGUGCAGUGAUGGGUACAUACACUACUGGCUAAAGGGUUGGUUUGCAGGCCAAUUGCAAUAUGGUGGGUCAAUCCAAGGGCACACACAUGCAGUGAUGUGCCUAGCUAGCGUGUCAAGGUUUGUGGUUAGUGGGUCAGCUGAUUCAACAAGCAGGGUUUGGGGUAGAGAACAAGAUGGGCAACACACAUGUCUAGCAGUUCUUGUUGGUCACAGAGGGCCUAUUAGGUGUGUGUCAGCUUUCAUAGGAGGAACUAGGUUGGUGGAAGAUAAUGAAGAUAGUUGCACUGUUUGCACUGGAAGCCUUGAUGGGGUCCUGAAGCUUUGGCGUGUCUCACAUACCAAUAAUCAGUGCUCAUCCCAAGCAGGGGUCAAGUACUUUGAACACUACAAGGGGCUUCAAUGAACACAAGUACAGAACACUAGUUUUUGUUUGCAUUCUUCAUCAAUCUGUUUAAAAAUAUUUUUUCUUUUCAGAACUAAGUCAACUAACAUCUAACCCUAAUAAGUGCUCAAUUGAUUCUUAGAAGUACUAACUUCUAGAUUUUAAAAUUGAUUUUGAUAAAAGAGAAAUCGAUUGUUUUGGAGGACACAAGUCGGAACUCUAGAAAAAACAUAUAUUAAAAAGAACUACCAUAGUUUUCCAAACAGGUUUAGACUUGUGAAAGACCAAAAAUAUUAUAGUUUUAAAACUGGUAUCUCAGUUGAUCAACUUUAGUUUUAAAAAGCAAAUACAUGUCUCUUUACAUGCAACAGAGUAAACAAAGUCUCAUUAACUGAAAAAUGAAGAGAAAAGAGAUAGAGAAGCUCUUGUACUUCAAUGAGUUUACAGGAUAUCAGAGAGCACAUGGUGGAAGAAAAUCUAUUGAUCAUUCAUGCCUUGUGUUCUCUUCUCUGAGUACAUUUCUUAGCCACUGUUUGGAUGUUGAACUGCUUGUUGAGAAUCUCUCUUGUUUAGCCACCGGUAAAAAGCAUAACAAAGCAAACGCAGAACGCAAAGAAUUGAUAUGGUGAUCAAAGCUGAUACAAGAUAGCCUACGAUGGCAUUGGAUGGCUUGCAUCCAAACAUAGCACCCAGACACACCAUGGCAGAGUAACCAUAUAUAAUUGAAAGAUAUAUGCGCCUAUAGUUAUUUCUAUUUAUAUUGAUGAAAAGAGCUAGAAUUGAGAUAGUACCAAAAUAGCUUUGUGUUUGGGUUCUUUAGUCUAUUCUUGCCUUCAAUCAGAACUGUUUUGGACCCUUCUUUGUCAA